ACCUCCCCUCCUCCCUCUCACUGUUCGCCUUUCCACGCCAGUUUGGUCGCUCUCGAUUUCGAUUUCCCCCAAAUCCACCGCAAGAGAAAGCCAAGUCGCCGCCGAGAAGCGAAGAGGAGAUGGCCCGUACGAAGCAGACCGCCCGCAAGUCCACCGGCGGCAAGGCCCCGAGGAAGCAGCUCGCCACCAAGGCGGCGAGGAAGUCUGCUCCGACCACCGGCGGCGUGAAGAAGCCCCACCGCUACAGGCCGGGGACGGUGGCGCUCCGCGAGAUCCGCAAGUACCAGAAGAGCACGGAGCUCCUGAUCCGCAAGCUCCCCUUCCAGCGCCUCGUCCGCGAGAUCGCGCAGGACUUCAAGACCGACCUCCGCUUCCAGAGCCACGCGGUGCUCGCCCUCCAGGAGGCCGCCGAGGCCUACCUCGUCGGUCUCUUCGAGGACACCAACCUCUGCGCCAUCCACGCCAAGCGCGUCACCAUCAUGCCCAAGGACAUCCAGCUCGCCCGCCGCAUCCGCGGCGAGCGCGCGUAAGCCGCCGCCUUCGACGCGGUUGCGUUGCGUAGCGCCGAAGCGAUCUGGGGGGAUCAACGACGACGACGUGACGUGGUCAACUUGUUGAUUCCCCUCUCGCUUCCGCGUUUUAGAUCUCGUUUUCAUUAGCAGCUUUGUAAUAGGGUUUGGUCGGUUAAUUAGUGUAAAAACAGGGUUCGGUUAAAGACUCAAAAUCAAAUGUUAUUGCCGUUCUUUGGAUUUUGCGGUUAAGCAAAACAGUGUUGAAGACUAUUAAUAUUCGUUUACUAUAUGGAGAUUUGUUCGUAA
Messenger RNA from Oryza sativa Japonica Group (Japanese rice), 818 nucleotides. RefSeq names its product histone H3.3. Gene Ontology annotation, cellular component: nucleus; nucleosome. NCBI's taxonomy places the organism in Eukaryota, Viridiplantae, Streptophyta, Magnoliopsida, Poales, Poaceae. Gene Ontology annotation, molecular function: DNA binding; protein heterodimerization activity; structural constituent of chromatin. The record is from RefSeq and is a predicted model, not a curated record.